AUGAGAAUCAAUAAGUCAGACCAUAUCGCACAUGUCAAGAAAGAACUUUCACUUUUCCAUCUUGCAGGAAUCGAGAAGACCCUACUGGAAAUGUCAGACUGUAACUUUGUAUCGCAGGACUUGAGCAUGGAUGGAACAAUGAGUGACGAUUCUAAUUUUGCUAGCACGUCGUCCUGGCCCGGAAUCCCCACAUCAGAGCCGAUGGACGACCAAGACAACGAAGGGGACAGUGAAUCCUAUUACUUCGAGUCAGACCAUCUGGCGUUUCGCGGAAACAGCGAUUAUAACGCAAUGUUGAAAACGAUAGCCUUACUAGAGGCACAAAGAAUUCAAGCUAUAGCAGACAUUGAGAAGCUGCACGAAUGCAUGGACGAUGCACUGAAAAGCCCUAUUGAAUUUGUAAAUAAGCUGCAGCAUGGUGUAGAUUUGGGUUUACCAAAAGCACAGCAGGUUACAGAGCUCCCUGCAAUCAACUGGGAGAAAUACACAAGUUCUGUUGACUUUUCCAGUUUUGGAUUUCCUAAACAUGUGACUCGGUUAAGGAAGCAGUUAGUUGAGGGACCAGGCAAUCCGGAAUGUUUGGAUGACUCGGUAAAAGUGGAGGGUAAUAUGACAUUAGUGAGAGGUAGGGUAAAAGGAGACGACAAAACAGAAACAUUCAACAAGCUGUGGACAGCAGAGGAACAGAAGAGAUUAGAGGAACUUUUGGUAGAAUUUCCACCUGAAGAAGUGGAAGCAAAACGAUGGGCAAAGAUUGCAAAUGCACUUGGAAAUAGAACACCUAUCCAAGUGGCAAGCCGUGUGCAGAAGUACUUCAUAAAGCUGGCCAAAGCAGGACUUCCAAUUCCUGGGAGACUUCCAAACACUGCUAUUCAUAGACCAAAGCAUUCCCACAGACAUCAAAGAUUUCAGAAGUUUUACUACCAACCGUCCACAUUCCUGACAUCUCACGAACCCCCAGUCUACAUGUCCGAUGACGAGAAUAAUUCCGAGUCCUUCUAUGGCGGUGAUGAAGCCAGAGAAAACUUUCUCAGUUCUGGAUUUGAUAACUCUGACGAGGAAGAAGAUCCAGACGAAGAUGAACUCAUUCCUAUCGAACUGAGAAAUACACCAGAGUACGAAGAGUUGAUGCAACUAAAGAAACUUAAACACCUCAAAAUGAAAGUAAAGAGUGAGGCAACCACAAAACACUUUGGCUUCAGAUGUGAUGGUUGUAAUUGUGACCCAAUUGUUGGCACCAGGUGGCACUGCCAGGACUGUGAUCAAGAGGAGUGUGUGGAUUUUUGUGAGAACUGUGUCAACAGGAACAUUGAGAUUGGACAACAUAACUCCAGUCACCGCCUCACAGCCAUAACAAAACACCAGGCCGACUACGGGACAGAUAACUCCACUCACCAUCCAACAGCCCUAACAAAAGACUCCGCGGAUAAUGAUUACGGGACCAAGUCCUUCAUGCCAGAGGGAUACAACUACUUAGACCCAAAUUACAUGCCAGCAACCUAGGCCAAAAUCACAAAUAAUAGCUGUAUAGACCACUAGUUAGUAUUUCUGGAGUAAAGUUUAUUUAAAUGAAAUGUACCAACAGAUAAUAUAAUAAAUAGCAGACAGCAGUCUGACAGCUUCAAUUAAGGUACCAGUAAAUAAUCGUGUAAUAUAUAAUAUGUAAGUACUACAGUCAAACCUCGUUAUCUCAAACUCAACUGGACCAAAAUUAAAUCAAGAUAUCCAAUGAUUUGAGAUAACUGGGUUUAAAGCAUGACAAAUUUAAGAGAUUGGGACUGCAAGCUAACUUUGAGAUAUUCCUAAUUAUGGAGAUAUUGGUGUUUGAAAUAACAAAAUUCAUCUGUAUCAGUAUGGUUUUGUAUGAAUUUAUGAAGCUGGAUGCCUCUGUUUAUGACUUUAUGUGCUAUACAUGUGUAGUAUAACUUAAAAAGUGUUACAUUUCACAUUCUUAUAACUUAAAGGAAAAACAUAUACAGUAAAACUCGUUUAGUACGAACACUGAUAUUGCGAAUUCAUGGAUAUAAUGAAGUUAUCCCCCA
Molecule: messenger RNA, 2042 nt
Organism: Saccostrea cuccullata (small rock oyster)
Lineage: Eukaryota; Metazoa; Mollusca; Bivalvia; Ostreida; Ostreidae
Product: ZZ-type zinc finger-containing protein 3-like
Exons: 2
Coding region: 1-1503 (500 amino acids)
Molecular function (GO): zinc ion binding
Source: RefSeq, a predicted model, not a curated record